GACCGAUGCCACUACAACGCCAUUUCAGUGAAUGAAUACAGCCAAUUAUAUUCAGAUAUCUUAAGAACUUAUAAAAGAGACCAUCAUACCUAUUUACACGACUCGUCAUAGUCUUGAUGAUGUACAGAUAUUGGAAUACUGAUUCCAGCUUGUCAUUUCACCGAAAAGGAGGAUGGCAGUAUGUGGAAAUGCGUAUCAUCGGCACUGGCAAUUUUAUUUGAAGAAGCCAUGACUCAAAAGGCCGCACAAGUGCUCGAUCUAAAAGCGAGUGCUUUAAUCUAUAAAUGUCUCAAAGGGAUAUGUGUACUGCAAAGUCUUCCUUGGAGUCAUUUAUCAGUAGAGCCUCAUCUUAAUGCCCUGAAUUUUCACAAGGGUUCCUGAAAAAGGGCGCAACUCCUAAUCACAUCCGAGUAGUCUCUGAAUAUAUAACAUUUCUCUCAUUCCCACAUACAUUUACUCCUUUUUUCGCACUUUUUCUACCAUUUUUUGCAUUAUCAAUUUACAGCCUUGCAUUAUACGGAUCUUAUUGGUCGCCCUUUUUACACACACCUCAAAGCUGUCAAUCACUUAUUGGCUAAAAUUCCAAGCCAUAUCGCCCUCUUUACAGUCAGCAAUAUGAAACGUUAUUCUCAACAGGAUCAUUCUGCAUACGAGAUGCCUAACUUCGACCAAACAUGGCAAUCAAUACCUGGCGAAGAGCUCUUCACUGGUGGAAUCGAGACCAACACUAUCAUCAACCCUGUCUUUGAUGUAGAGCUUAUGACGAACUGGCAGAUACCUAAUCCUGAUCAAUUCCAUUUGAGCGGAGAGCUUUUCAUGGAGAGCGCCCAGUUUCCAUUGCAUGCAGAGCUUACGACACAUCACUGCCCGGUACCUAUGGCCAACCAUUCUAUGCAAGCCCCUUUGAAUCAAGGAUUCCUCAGCGAAACUCGCUCGACCCACCAAUUCUUGCAGCGCACUUUUAAUACAGGGAGCCCAUCAAAUCAAACCAUAUAUCCAGCUCUCGACCAAUCUCCGUGCUACCCUGCGUGGGAACAGAGAGGGGUCGGAGAUGUUGGGUGAGUUUUUUUUUUUUUUUUUUUUUGCUAACUUGCGGCUCCAAUAAAUAGUAGGGAUUCAUGUAAAAUCAUGACCUCCCGGCUAGCCGAAUCAGAAUCUCUGCCCUCGAGCAAUGCAAAUGCGACGGUCA
Molecule: messenger RNA, 1189 nt
Organism: Botrytis cinerea B05.10
Lineage: Eukaryota; Fungi; Ascomycota; Leotiomycetes; Helotiales; Sclerotiniaceae
Exons: 1
Coding region: 616-1062 (148 amino acids)
Source: RefSeq, a predicted model, not a curated record